Messenger RNA from Heterobasidion irregulare TC 32-1, 207 nucleotides. RefSeq lists its product as uncharacterized. The transcript has a single exon. NCBI's taxonomy places the organism in Eukaryota, Fungi, Basidiomycota, Agaricomycetes, Russulales, Bondarzewiaceae. The record is from RefSeq and is a predicted model, not a curated record. The annotation marks the transcript as partial.
AGUCUCGAUAGCUGCCCGGUUGAGGUCAUUCGUCGGCUCUUCAAUCGCUCGUGGCGAUUUAUGGAUGCAUACCGUAUGGGAUUGACCGGGAAAGCUGCUGAAUGGGCCGUGCGCAAGCAGAAGUCGCACAGGAGGGCCGGACCGCGCACAAUAAUGUCUGUAGAUGCAAUGUUGCAUCAGCAUAACACCAAUGCCUCAGAAAUCUAG